CUCGAUUGCGGAAUGCUCUCCCUGGUGCGCCGCCGCCGGCUCCUCGCCGCCCGCUUCUCCACGCUGCCGGAGGCCGCACCGCCCGCCCCUCUCGACGCGGCGGCGGUGCAGGAGACGCUCACGCUCUACACCAACGACUGGCGCCGCGCGCUCGACUUCUUCCACUGGUCCGCCUCCCCCGGCGGCGGCAACCUGCGGCCGACCCCGUCGACCCUCUCCCGCGCCGUCGACAUCCUCGGCAAGCACUUCGAGUUCCCGCAGGCCACCGCCCUGCUCCUCGCGCACCACGACCCCUCGGACCCCGCCUUCCUCCGCCCCGCCCUCCGCGCGCUCCUCAACCGCCUCGCCGCCGCCAACCUCGUCGACGACGCCGUGCGGGCCUUCGAGUCCACCGCCGCCUCCGUCGGCCUGCGGGACGAGGCCUCCUUCCACCUCCUCGUCGACGCGCUCUGCGACCACCGCCGCGUCGACGAGGCCCACCACCUCUGCCUCGGCGGCAGGGCGGCGGGGCCGCCGCCCUUCCCGCCCGGGACCAAGACCCACAACCUGCUCCUCCGCGGCUGGGCCAAGGCGCGCGCCUGGGCGCGCCUCCGCCAGCACUGGCUCGACAUGGACGCCCGCGGCGUCGCCAAGGACCUCCACUCCUACUCCAUCUACAUGGACGCCCUCGCCAAGUCAGGGAAGCCCUGGAAGGCCGUCAAGCUGUUCAAGGAGAUGAAGCAGAAGCGCCUUCCGGUGGACAUCGUCGCCUACAACACCGCGAUCCACGCCGUCGGGCUCGCGGAGGGCGUCGAUUUCGCCGUCCGGAUGUACAGGCAGAUGGUUGAGGCCGGUUGCAGGCCGAAUACCGCCACUUUCAACACGAUCGUCAAGCUGCUGUGCAAGGAAGGGAGGUUCAAGGAAGGCUAUGCGUUUGUGCAGCAGAUGCACAAGGCCGGGUGCGAGCCCAAUGAGCUCACUUAUCAUUGCUUCUUCCAGUACCUGAGCCGCCCGCAGGAGGUCCUUGCGCUGUUUGAGAAAAUGCUCCAGAGGGGCUGCCGGCCAAGGAUGGACACAUACGUCAUGCUCAUCAAGAGGUUUGGGCGCUGGGGUUUCCUUCGUCCGGUGUUCUUUGUGUGGAAGACAAUGGAAGAGCAAGGGCUCACCCCGGAUGCAUUUGCAUACAACACACUCAUUGAUGCAUUGCUGGAAAAGGGAAUGGUGGAUUUGGCUAGGAAGUAUGACAAGGAGAUGCUCGCAAAGGGCCUCUCACCCAAGCCAAGGAAAGAGCUAGGGACUAAAAUGCCAGGAUCGGAGUCUGACAGUGAUAAUGCAUUAAGUGGCGUGAUCUGAAUUCUGGCAGCCAGACAGCAAAACUGAUAUUAGAAUGUUCCUCUACACACUGGUUGUCAUUGGAUUAGAGUGUGACUGAAAUAAUGGUGUAAUGAUGAGGCUUUGUGUUGAUGGAGAUCUAAUGUGUGCUUGUGCACUUGGCACUGAAGGAAAAUAGAAUGGGCAAUGUUGCAUUUCCUGUCAACUUUCAUGCAGCUGUUCCCUUGAAAAACAUGUGGAAGUGGGGUGCACACAAUGUGCUUGCUGAUGUGUUGCUCGAAAGCCUCUUGGGCUGUUGCCCAAGUUGUUGAAGGACCUGUGUGCUGAGUCGGGCUGUUAGCCUGCUUGAACGUUUCAACACUGAAUGGCAUAUUCUAAGAGCUGGAAAGGAAGAUCAGCACUACAGGUUUAGAUGAGUCCCUUUGCUCCGUACUUUUACCAUAUGAUCAUUCUGACCACCUGAAGCUUUGAUGCCUUUCAAGGCAAAUAGCCUUGUCUUGAAUGGAAAUUACAUUGAAGUGAAAUGAAACCAGUUAUAGUGGUCUUUCUCAUAUUCUCACUGGGUUGUUCUCUGAGGAAAUCAUGGUCCAUGUAAGUAUGCGCAGGAAAUCUCGUGUCAUGAUAAAAGCUUAGAAUAGCAGCAUACCAUGUCCGGAAGCUUCAUGAUCUGUUUAUACAAAUUACAGAGCACUGGGCCCUUCAGGUUUUCUGAUGAAGAAAAGGAAAACUAGACUUAUUUAAACCUCGGAAAACCUGUGACUGGAGUUUGGUAUCACCUGCAACAUUUUUUUUUCUCGGCGCGGGUUACAAUUGUCUAGUGUUUUAUGUGGCGUUGGAGCAGGGUGAGUGAGUCACUGAAGUUGCACUUGCAAACGGAGGGAUGAAUGACGAAUGAUGGUUCUCAAGUAACGAAGCUGCAGCCUCCGUGACAAGAUAAUAUAUGCAUGUUUUACCAGCUUCCUGUUCCUGGCCUGUAAUAUAUACUACUACUUGGAAGCAUGUGAUCAAAAUGCAGAAAGAAAAACCCCCGUGACCGUAGCCUGGCAUGGGCUAUCUUUAGGACCUCUUUCUGUAUUGCUCAUUAGAUACUCUCAAACGGUGACGCUUGUAGUACCUACCUACCUUCCAAUCUGAAC
Triticum dicoccoides is the source of this 2447-nucleotide messenger RNA. RefSeq names its product pentatricopeptide repeat-containing protein At1g80550, mitochondrial-like. The coding region runs from base 13 to 1332 and encodes 439 amino acids. The record is from RefSeq and is a predicted model, not a curated record. The transcript is spliced from 2 exons. Gene Ontology annotation, molecular function: protein binding. Lineage: Eukaryota; Viridiplantae; Streptophyta; Magnoliopsida; Poales; Poaceae.